Molecule: messenger RNA, 882 nt
Organism: Perca flavescens (yellow perch)
Lineage: Eukaryota; Metazoa; Chordata; Actinopteri; Perciformes; Percidae
Product: homeobox protein OTX2
Exons: 3
Coding region: 1-882 (293 amino acids)
Biological process (GO): regulation of transcription by RNA polymerase II; multicellular organism development
Cellular component (GO): nucleus
Molecular function (GO): DNA-binding transcription factor activity, RNA polymerase II-specific; RNA polymerase II cis-regulatory region sequence-specific DNA binding
Source: RefSeq, a predicted model, not a curated record
AUGAUGUCCUAUUUGAAGCAGCCGCCGUACACGGUGAACGGACUGAGUUUAUCCUCAGGAGUGGAUCUGCUGCAUCCUUCAGUGGGAUACCAAGGAACCCCUCGCAAACAGAGGAGAGAGAGGACGACCUUCACCCGGGCCCAGCUCGACCUGCUGGAGAGUCUGUUUAACAAGACUCGGUACCCGGACAUCUUCAUGAGAGAGGAGAUGGCCUUAAAGAUCAACCUGCCAGAGUCCCGAGUGCAGGUAUGGUUCAAAAAUCGACGAGCCAAACAUCGCCAACAGGCCCAGCAAACCCAAGGUGGAGUGCAGAACAAGGCAGUCAGCAAGCCGGUGAAAAAGAAAAGCUCUCCGGUCAGAGAGGCCAGCUCAGAGAGCGGAGCCAGCGGGCAGUUCACGCCGCCCUCCACCACCUCCCUCCCGGCUGUGAGCAGCAGCAGCAGCGCGGCACCACCGGUAUCUAUCUGGAGCCCGGCCUCCAUCUCCCCGCUGUCCGACCCGCUGUCUACCUCCUCUUCCUCCUGCAUGCAGCGCUCCUAUCCCAUGGCCUACACCCAGGCCACGGGCUACAACCAGGGCUACACGGGCUCCUCGUCCUACUUCACCGGGAUGGACUGCGGCUCCUACCUUUCGCCUAUGCACCAUCAGCUACCCGUCGCGGGCUCCACCAUGAGUCCCAUGGGCAGCAACGGGGUAUCCAGCCACCUGAGCAACGCGUCUUCCCUGUCCUCGUCGGCGUACGGCGCGGCGGGGCUGGGCUUCAGCGGCGCCGCAGACUGCCUGGACUAUAAGGACCAAACAGCCUCCUCAUGGAAGCUCAAUUUCAACGCGGACUGUUUGGAUUACAAAGACCAAGCAGCGUGGAAAUUCCAAGUAUUGUGA